AUGAGAAUCACUUAUAGCAGGGGAAUCGCUACUGUUACAUUCGAUUCUCAGCGUCUCUUAAAUAUAUUCCCGAUAGAUGAUCUCCCCGACAUUGUUUUGGUUGACAUCCUUUGUCGACUUCCAUGGAAGUUUGUUCUUCAAUGCAAGUGUGUCUGCAGAUCUUGGUUGGCUCUCAUCUCCCAUCCUUAUUUCAAUAGCCGUCGUGCUCUAUAUCUCCGAAACCAUUGUGAUGACGACGAGAAAACUCUGAUGUUCGUCAAAAUUUCAAGGCCUGAACAUCACGCAAGAGAACUCUUUACAAUUUCAAAGCAGACUCCUCCAGUGUUAACAACACUCAAUUUUCUUCCCAGGAGCCUCAUCCAUUCUUUGGAUAUAGAGCUGGUUGUUGUAGCCACGUACAAUGACUUGAUUUUGUUGUGUGAAACAUGGGGUUUUCAAAGGAAGUACAAGUACUACAUCUGCAAUAUAUACACCAAGCAAUGGGUUGCUAUUCCUCCUACCAUUCAAUUCCCCCGGCCAGAUGUAGUCCGUGUAGGAGUGGGAUUUAUAUGUGAUUCCGACUAUAGGUGCCUGAUUGUACGACUCAUUCAGUUUGAAGCAGAACCUGACUUCCGAUUAAAGGUGGAGAUGUUCUCUUCCGAGACUGGUAAAUGGAUAGAAUCAGUUGUCCUAUGCCCGCAAAGGUUUAGACCUGCUGAUCUCAAGCCCAUUACACCAGCCCUUGCUUACGAUGGAACCCUGUACUGGUUAGGUCAUGGUGGCUUUCUUAUUGGGUUGGAGCCUUUCAAGCUCAACCAUAACCAUCAUUGUCGUUUUAUUUCCAGGCUUCCAGUAUACUUUCGUGAACUUCCCACCGAGUGCCUGGGUGUGUGCUGGGGUUGUGUGAGGUUGUGCCGGUUGUAUGUAAAUCAUUCGACUCUUGAUGUCUGGGAGCUGAAAGAAGAUGAUGAUCGUGAGGUGGAUGAAGUUGGAGGCAAAAUGAUGAAAUGGUGUUUGAAAGAGAGGGUCAUCGUGGACCAAACUUUUUUGCGGAGUCCCGAGCUUCUGGCUUUGGACCCAAAUGAUGAAGAUAUAUUGUACCUACGAUGUUCUAACUACCGUGAGGCAAAGAUUGUAACGUACGAUAUUCGUACAAUGAAGGUGAUUGACAUCUCUCGAAAGUUUCCAUGUCCUGAUUUUCACAUGGAUGCCUUUCCAUUUGUGCUCCCAUGGUGGCAGUGGCCAACCCCAGUUCCUAGACUAGACUGCCACACCAAUUAA
Molecule: messenger RNA, 1260 nt
Organism: Rosa chinensis
Lineage: Eukaryota; Viridiplantae; Streptophyta; Magnoliopsida; Rosales; Rosaceae
Product: putative F-box/kelch-repeat protein At4g22430
Exons: 1
Coding region: 1-1260 (419 amino acids)
Molecular function (GO): protein binding
Source: RefSeq, a predicted model, not a curated record